This is a messenger RNA of Rubroshorea leprosula, 2022 nucleotides long. The record is from the annotation of a GenBank genome assembly. NCBI's taxonomy places the organism in Eukaryota, Viridiplantae, Streptophyta, Magnoliopsida, Malvales, Dipterocarpaceae.
CAUCUCUCACCUUCUUAGUUUCCUCUAUUGUAGUUACUGUCGAAUCCAUCUCCUCUGCUGCUGCUGAAGCCAUCUACUCUGCUGUUGCCAAAUCCAUAUGCUCUGUUGCUGCUGCCGAAGACAUAUGCUUUACUGUUAUUGCUGCGGAAGCUUGUUGCCAAAUCCAUCUCCUCUGCUGUUGCUAAAGCCAUCUACUCUGCUGUUGCCGGAUCCAUCUGCUCUGUUGUUGCUGCCGAAGACAUUUGCUCUGCUGUUGCUGUUGUUGGCGAAUCCAUCUGCUUGGUUGCUGUCGGAUCCAUCUACUCUGCUGUUGUUGCCAUUAGAGCGAUCUGCUGCUGUUGUCGAAACCAUCUGCUACUGCUGCCAGAGCCAUCUGAUAUUAAUUAUGCAAAGUGCUACUAAUUUAGCAAAUGUGAAGCAGAGUACACUUUCACGUCCUUCUGGAAAGCUGAUAGUGGAAAGAAAUAAGCAAAGUCCAGUGCAACUAGAAGUGGGAGCUAUGAAGUCAGUGAAUCUGCAGAGUAAGACUAGUAUUGACACAGGGGAUAAAGAGAUGAUGCAAAAGGCAGCAGGGGGAGAAUCUUCUAUAAAUCACUCACCCUCUUUAGUGACUGUGGAUGUAUUGAUGAACGAGAAACCAAGGCCAUUUAGAUUCUGCAAUGCUUGGGCUAAGGAUGAAAACUUCCUUGAUCUGGUUAGGGAAGCUUGGAGUGUGGAUAUUCAAGGAUGCCCUAUGUUUGUUGUAGUGCAGAAAUUGAAAUUGAAUGCUUUAUUUGAUGAGACUUUGGCUGCAAAAGAAAAGGAACUUCAACGUGAAUUAACUAAGCUUGAGAGAGCAAAUCUAUUCGUAAUUGCCCAGCGAGCUAAAGUAACUUGGCUAAAGGAGAUGGACUCUAAUUCUGCUUAUUUUCAUGCCAAAGUGAAUGAGAGGCAACAUAGAAGUGUUAUUAACUCCAUCCUGAACAGUGAAGGAGCAAAAGAAGGUGUUCAAGCAAUUGAUAUGAAUGUUAUCCGCAGGGGUAGAGUGUUAACUACUGAAGAGUUAGAAGAGUUAUGCAGGCCAUUUACUGCUAAGGAAGUGGAGACUGCCCUAUUUUCAAUUCCUUCUAACAAGUCACCAGGGCCUGAUGGAUUCACUUCAGGUGGGAAAAUCCUCAAGCAAAUUAAUGCCACCAAUAUUACUAUUGUUCCGAAGGUGAGUUGCCCAAAUGGUGUCAGUGAUUAUAGGCCAAUAGCUUGUUGUAAUGUCAUCUACAAGGUGAUAUCAAAGCUCUUAACCCAGAGGAUUAAUGAAGUGCUGAGCAUGCUGGGGCAACGAGGGCUUCGACAAGGUGAUCCAAUCUCGCCUUAUCUAUUUGUGCUAGUGAUGGAAUAUCUCACAAGGAAAUUGAAGGAGUUAGAUAUGCAGGAGAAGUUUAAAUAUCAUAGUAAGUGUCGAGUGAUGCAACUUACGCACUUGAUCUUUGUAGAUGACAUUAUGCUUUUUUGUAAGGCUGAUGAGGAGUCCACUGUUUUGAUGAUGCAAAAGUUUGAGGAGUUUGCCCGAGUCUCUGGGUUGGAAGUGAAUAGAAUGAAGAGUCAGGUUUUCUUUAGUGGUGUUAGAGAAGGGCAAAAAGCUGCUUUAAUUCAGAAGCUGGGUUUUGCUGAGGGACAGCUUCUAGUUAGAUAUUUGGGGUUGCCAUUGAUUUCAAAAAAGCUGUCUCCUGGGGCAUGUCAACCUAUUAUCGAUAAAAUUCAUCAGAGAAUUGGCUCUUAGGCAACGAAAUUCCUUUCCUAUGCAAGUAGAGUUCAACUAGUUAACUCUGUUUUAUUCCACAUUCAAGUUUUUUGGAGUGGUGCUUUAUUGAUUCCUAAGAAAGUGUUAAAGCUAAUUGAUGUUGGUUGUAGAAAUUUCAUUUGGUGUGGUAAAUGGAAUUAUAAUGCAAUGUCUCUUGUAGCAUGGGAUGAUGUAUGUGUGCCAAGGAAAGAAGGGGGACUAGGGGUGAAGCAAUUGCUGCAUUGGAAUAAGGCAGCAUUAGGCAA